AUGUAUGGAUUUUUUUUUAAUAAAAAUGAAGAAAACAAAUUGACAAAAAAUAAGAGUUCAUUAGAGAAUAGUGAUCAUAAUAUAAAUAAUGAUAAUAUAAAUAAUAAUGAUGUAAAUAAUAAUGAUAUAAAUAAUGACAAUCCAAAUAAUGAUAAUAUAAAUAAUAAUGAUAAUGCAAAUAAUGAAAAUCACAAAUUAAACUUAUCUGUAUGUAAGGAAAAAGAAGAAAGUAAUGUAAACAUAAAAAAUAAAAAUAACGAUGAGACAUUUAUUUCUAAUAUAGAUAAUAUAAAUAAUAUGAAUAAUAUAAAAAGUGAGAUAAUUUUAAACAGUGAUAAAUUUAUAUUGAAUAGUUAUGAUAAUGUAAUAGAAGAAAAAAAAAACCUCAUAAAUGAAUGUACCGAAAAUAUCGUGUACAAAGAAGAUAAUGAUAUACAUAUAAAUAAUAACACAUAUAACAAUUUGUCAAUUCAAAAUUAUGCAAAUUAUCUUCAUAAGGAUGAAAAAAAAAAAAAAGAUAUAUCAUCUAAUAAUAUGAAUGUAAGUAAUUCAAAAAAUGAUAUAAAAAAAAAAAAUAAUGAUACUAUAAUACAAGAAAAUAUGAAUAAGUUAUUAUCUAAUAAUAACAUAUCUACAAAUAAUAAAGAGAAAGAAAGAAAGAACAAUGAUAAAAGAAGUGACAAUAUUAAUAUUGAUUUAUUUUUUUCAAGCGAUAAUUCUGUAGAAUUAAGUGAUGAAAAUAGUUCAUUGGAUACUAUGGAAGAACUAUGUGAAAAUAUUGAAGACUCAGAUGUUUCUAUAAAUUUUUAUAAAAAUAUGUUAAGUUCAAAAAAUAAUAUUAAUGAUAAUAUAAAUAAUGAACAAUCUAUUUUAAAUAAUAAUAAUCCAAGUGAAGAAAUUAAUAUUCUUAAUAAUUAUAUUAAAAAUAUUACAGAUGGAUAUCAAAACCAUUCUAUUUCUUCCAUUGAUCUUGAUAAUAAAUUAUUGAAUAUACUAUCUUUGUCUUUUCUAACUUUUAUUGAUAAUGUUAUAUAUGAUUCACAUAUUUAUGCACAAACUAAAACAUAUCUUGAUACAACAAAAAUGAAAUUAAAAAAAAAACAUGAAAGGAAUCAAACAAAUCAAAUGUGUCCACAAUUAAAUGUAACUACACAACAUGGAAAUAAUAAAAAGAAUGAUAUCAUGAAACAAAGUGUACAAGUAUUUAAUGACAAAAACGUGGAUUUGUUAAAUACUGAUAUGGAUAAAAAUGAUACACAAGAUCAAAAAGAAAUAAUAAAAAGGAAUAAUAAUAAUGAUGAUGAUAAUAAUAAUAAAAAUGAUGAUGAUAAUAAUAAUAAAAAUGAUGAUGAUAAUAAUAAUGAUAAUAAUAAUAAUGAUGGUGAUGAUAAAUCAUAUGAAUAUUUUCAUCAUAUAAAAGAAAAACCUCCUGAUAUUACAUUCAACCCUGAUGUAAUUAACAUGUGCUUAAAUAAUUUAUAUAACGAACAGCUAGUAAACAAACUAAUUCAUAAAAGAAAAAAGAAAGAUAAAGGUAAAGAUAAAGAUAGAACCAAAGAGAAUCAUAUGAAUGAUACAAAAAACAACAGCAAAAACAACAACAAUAAUAAUAAUCAUAAUAAUAAUCAUAAUAAUAAUAGUAAUUAUAUUAGCUCUAAUGACGAAGAUGAUGUAUUACGCUUGUUAUCGUACAACUCCCUCUUUAAUAAAAAAAAAAAUGAAGACCUUACCUAUCAACAAAACGAUUCAACAAAUAAAAAUAUCAAAGUAACGAAUAAUAUAAAUGGCAAAAAAUCCAUAGAUGAAAUUAAUAAAUCAUUACAGCAUAAUAUAUAUAAUAAAUUGAAUAAGAGAAAAAUUAUGAUCAAUCAAAUUAAUCAUGAAAUUAAAAAGAAAAAUAAUAAUUAUGUAAAUACAUCUACAAACAAGAAACCAUAUACUUUGGAAGAUAUAUUUGAAAUAUAA
Molecule: messenger RNA, 1965 nt
Organism: Plasmodium reichenowi
Lineage: Eukaryota; Apicomplexa; Aconoidasida; Haemosporida; Plasmodiidae
Exons: 1
Coding region: 1-1965 (654 amino acids)
Source: RefSeq, a predicted model, not a curated record